This is a messenger RNA of Alosa sapidissima (American shad), 1861 nucleotides long. It is a transcript of the gene rdh10b, whose product is annotated as retinol dehydrogenase 10b. The transcript has 6 exons. Gene Ontology annotation, molecular function: oxidoreductase activity, acting on the CH-OH group of donors, NAD or NADP as acceptor. NCBI's taxonomy places the organism in Eukaryota, Metazoa, Chordata, Actinopteri, Clupeiformes, Clupeidae. Gene Ontology annotation, cellular component: lipid droplet. The coding region runs from base 403 to 1410 and encodes 335 amino acids. The record is from RefSeq and is a predicted model, not a curated record.
ACAUCGUCGUGGAGAAAACAGUCUAAUCUUUCAAUCGCAUUAUUUCAUACCCUGUGGGGAAUUACCAAGAUCUAUCCACUGGAUAGGCUGACAAUAUUUGCAUCUUUUUAGCAUGCACGGAAGUCACGCAGGGUACAAGGAUUAUAAAAGCGCUGUACGUGAAAUGUAUUGAUACAACACGUUUUGUUGCAUUGCUCUAGUUAGCUGCCACUGAGCUUGUACCUGACGAGGACUAGUGAGUAGUAGUUGCUGCGUCAAAAAAGUUUGCUUCGACGGGCGACUUGUAGGCUACGUAACAACGCUAGGGUCAAACAGUUAGCGAGUCAGUUUUACAGUAUUGUAGGCUAGUGUUGUUUGCACAAUUGCCAAGUUGCUUUAACGUUACAGUGGGCGAAUUUCAAGAUGAACAUUGCUGUCGAAUUUGUUGUGGUUGUAUUUAGAGUAGUUUGGUCAUUCGUGUUGGCUGGUAGUAAGUGGAUUGUUCGAACAAGGGAAAAGAGUGUCGUAGGACAGGUAUGCCUGAUAACAGGAGCUGGAAGCGGUCUAGGACGACUUUUUGCUAAGGAGUUUGCUCGGCGAGGUGCAUCACUUGUGUUGUGGGACAUCAACCGACAAGGCAAUGAAGAGACCGCAGAAAUGGUCCGCGAAAUAUACCGCGACAUGUCGUCCAAAGGAGAAACAACUGGUGGAAUCCAAGAGGUCCCUUUCCAGCCACAAGUGCAUACAUUUGUGUGUGAUGUAAGUAAACGCGAAAGCGUAUACUGCACAGCUGAGAAGGUACGAGCUGAGGUUGGCAACAUCGACUUCUUGAUCAACAACGCAGGGGUUGUUUCCGGGCAUCACCUCCUCGAGUGUCCGGACGAACUCAUCGAGAGAACAAUGAUGGUCAACUGUCAUGCACAUUUUUGGACCAGCAAGGCCUUUCUUCCCAAGAUGUUGGAGCAAAAUCAUGGACAUAUUGUUACCAUCGCUAGUACAUUGGGACUAUUCACAACAGCUGGAGUGGAGGAUUAUUGUGCCAGCAAAUUUGGAGCAAUAGGCUUCCAUGAGUCCUUAAGUCAUGAACUGAAAGCUGCUGAAAAGGAUGGAAUCAAGAUGACUCUUGUCUGCCCUUUUCUUGUGGAUACUGGCAUGUUUACAGGUUGCAAGAUAAGGAAAGAAAUGGCUCCUUUCUUCCCCCCACUGAAGCCAAAAGAUUGUGUGACUCAAGCCAUGAGGGCAAUCCUGACAGAUCAAGAAAUGGUUUGCACACCACGAGCAAUGUAUAUGGUCAGCUUCAUGAAAACGAUCCUUCCAUUUGAUGCCAUUGUUUGUAUGUACCGGUUUAUUGGAGCAGACAAAUGCAUGUACCCAUUCCUUGCUCAUUGUAAAGAGUCUAUGAACAAUAACGACACCAAGAUUACAAGCUGAACCUUGCCUACCUUUAGGAGUUAAAGACUAAGUUAUCAGUGCUGUUGACACAGGGUGUUAUUUAAAAGGUUUCACUUGGAACGUGAAGGGCUACAUCAAUGAUGUAAAUUUUGAUAGGAAUCAGUAAAGGUUCAAAGUGGGUAAUUUCUGUAGCUCAAUGUUUACAUUUAAUUAUUUAAUCAUAAAGUGCAGUAUGUUACUGUGUACAAUGCUUACCAAAUAUGACCUUAUUAUUCAACAUGUCAAGGUUGACAAUGGCCUAACUUGUAGUAUGGAUAAUUUUCUCCCUUUUGUUGUGGGAGAUAUUUAUAUAUGAAUGAUGUACAAUCAAGUAAUAUGGGAGUUCAAAUGUUCAGUGUAUGAAUGGGCUGUUAACUCUGCUACCAGUGCCUUAUACAUUAUUUGUGUUUUUUCUAAAUCAUUAUACAGUGUUGUAAUAAAUGUGACAAAA